This is a messenger RNA of Funneliformis mosseae, 2958 nucleotides long. The record is from the annotation of a GenBank genome assembly. Lineage: Eukaryota; Fungi; Glomeromycota; Glomeromycetes; Glomerales; Glomeraceae.
AUGUUUUCAAACAAUAAAAAACCAUCAAGUAAAGCAAAUAACACUUCCAUAAAAAGUCCCAAAAUUUCUCAAAUACCUCCAAGUAAUAAUUUAGAGAAACUUACGUCAAGUUUUGAGAAAAUCGUUCAACCAUCACCUUAUGAUACAAAACCACAACCUACAAAGACAAAGAAAAUACCAUCACCGUUAUCGUCAACACCACCAACUUCGUCAACAACUGAGCCAGAUUCAAAUACAAAGAUUACAAGGACGACCACCACGACUACGGUAACCACCGUCACCACGACAACCAUAUCGGCUAAAAACUCCCCGGGGCAAGGCCCACUUUACCUGGACUUUGGAGACUUUAGUCUUUCCCCGAUUGAACCAGAUAAACUUGGUAGUAAUAGUGACGACGGUACCAAUAAAAACUUGUCUCAACUAGCAUCUCAAAAAACGACUGGUCCCGCUUUAGUUUCCCUUGAUAAUAAUAUAAGCGUUAAUGAUCCUUCGUCUAUUACAAUAGUUUCAUCAAAAACUUCCACCGAUCCCGUAAAAAUUAAAGAAGAAAUUGAACAAUUUUCUCCCACUUCAUCAUCUUCAUCUAAUACAUUAUCGUCCGAUUCACCGCGUCCCUUUCCUUCGGCAAGACCCACACUAAAAGGUUUCCAAAAGGUUCCUCACCCUGACAAUUCGGAUCCUUUGAAUUCUCGAAGGCAACCUCAUCAUUAUCUUAAACGUAUUGAAUCGGCUCCUGUUAUUCCUAAUUUGUCGAUUAAUAAUAGUAAUGAAAUGUAUGAUAGUUUACUUCUAUCCACAAAAUCCAUGUCUAAUUUAAAUAAUUUGGAUCCAAAAAGCACAACACCAUUGGAAAAUAAGUCUAGUACUGAGACCCCAAAGCAAUAUCUUGAAAGGAUGCAAUAUACUUUAUCAAAAUCAAAGCUUGCUACCAUGCUAGCGAAAAAAUCGGAUGCCUUCCAUCAGUCCGUCCUUAAGGAAUACAUGAGCGCUUUCGAUUUUGAAAAAGACCCUAUUGAUAUUGCAUUACGAAAAUUUUUGAUGGAAUGUCAUCUUCCAAAGGAAACGCAACAAAUUGAUCGUGUCAUGGAAUCUUUCGCAAAGAGAUAUUUUGAUUCUAAUCCUGACUUGUUUUCUUCUCCGGAUACCCCAUAUGUCCUUGCAUUUUCUUUAUUAAUGCUUCAUACAGAUGCGUUCAACAAGAGCGUUAAGCGCAAGAUGACAAAGGAGGAAUUUGUAAAGAAUACACGCAUUGAUGGUGUACCCCCUGAAAUUUUAGAGAUCCUCUAUGAUAAUAUCACAUUUACACAAUUUAUAUAUGCUGAUGAUGACAUUGACGUAAAUGGUCAAACUAUACUUGAAUCGCCGGCGGAUCAUAAACAGUUAAGGAUUUUUUCAUCGGCAAAAGAUCGACGAAAAUCAAUGCGUACAAGAAAUGAUCCUUACACAGUUAUUCAGACCAAAAUUCCAACAGAGUUUAAGCCCGCAAUCAGACAUUUGGUUCCUGUAGAGAAUCCAUAUUCUUACAUGGGAACCUACCCGUCAUUGGAUACCGUAGGAUUGCACCGAGCGUUUGCAAGUGCACAUACCAUUAGAGUUACAGGGGUUCAAACGCGGCGUAAUGGUGAAACUUUCAACCCCACAAAUACUUCAUUGCCACCUUUAGAUGAAGAGGAUGGAACUUUUGUUCUUAAAAUCACUAAGGGUGGUAAAUUGGGUAGGAAAGUGGACCUGGUUGAAGGUAAAAAGAAGGGUGGGUUUGUAAGAAGUUGGAGACAAUAUGGUGUGAUAUUAAGUGGAAGUCAGUUAAUGUUCUUUAAGGAUGAGGCUUGGUUUAACACUCAAAUGGCCGAACUACAUAAUUCUGAGAAAUCGAAAAAGCGUCCAACCUUAAGACCUGAUGUUAUUCUCAUGACAGCAGAAUCAGUUGCUGUAUAUGAUAGAACUUACAAAAAGCAUCCACACGUGUUCCGUCUUGUGUGCCCUAAAGGUCAUCAGUAUCUUUUCCAAGCCGAAAAUGAGAAUGAAAUGAAUGAUUGGAUAACAAAAAUUAAUUAUGCUGCGACGUUUAAGAGCGUCGGGUUGAAAAUGAGGAAUAUCAACGUUCGAAGAAGGGAUAAAAAGUACCCACGAAAUUUAUUCACCAACAAACUCGGACUUACAGAUGAUAAUAACGCAAAUGACGCUAAUGGAAGAGCAAAUGUGCUAAGGUCUAAGAUUGAUGAGCUUCAAAGUAAGAUAUCAGCGUUAACGUCACAGCUUAAAUCAGAUGUACGAUUCAGGAAUAAUUUAUUUCUAAUGAUACCAUAUAAGAACACAACACGAGAUCGUAUCAUACAAGUUGCUCUGGUAGUAGCUCAAAGACUUAAACACACCUGCCUUGAACUUAGCCGGCUGGUUUGUUAUCAUGAAAUCUUGGAAAAAGAUUUAUGCGCCACAGUCAUGGACGAUGAUAAUUAUUGGCAACAGAGAAAAAGUAUGUACAGGAUCGGGGAAAGUUCUAUGGAAUAUGAUCCAUCAAAUAAAGAUUCAUCAGAAUCAACUCUGGAAGUUUUGGUGACACCAGAACCUGUCAUAGAUAAUAAUAAGAAAGAGAAACAUUCAACCAUGACCUUAGUAUCAAUGUCGUCAACGUCGUCAUUUUCUACUUUACCAUGUUCAACUCCAAGUUCAUCAAUUACAGAUUCUAGCCAUACAACACCACCAAGAUCACCAGACCAUGAUGAAACUUUCAGCUUUUUACAGACAGGAGAGAUUGAGUUGGAAAUCAAACCUUUGAACGAGGACAUUGAUGAUGAUAGGAGUAUCUUUAAAGAUGAUGUAUCUAGUAUUAUCAGUCUUGAUUUUGAAGAUGCUCAAGAAGAUUUUGAUGGAUUUGACAUUGAAGCAUAUGAAGAAGAAUAUGAGAGAUUAAAAGCUGGAGGCAUACCUACAAUUGGUAUCCGGAAUAAUGCAAUCUAG